CUUUUUCUCCACACAAACAAACCGGCAUUUCACGGUUUGGCGGCCGGGAAAGUGUCCGCCAUACGAGGCAAACCACAACAAUGACCCGGUCCUGACUAAAAUUGAAUAGAUUAGCCAAUCUAUUCUGAGCUCUAAUGAGAUUAGAGGGUCAGCGCGGACAUGGGUCGCGGCGGCGUGGCACCUUUCCUUGAACUCCUCCGGGAACGUCCUCCCUGUCAGCGGUGCUUCCAGCGUGGAAAUGGCGUUUUUGACACCGAGGAUGCCGCGGAUGACGCGAGGGGACAAUAACAGACAUUUGAAUGCACGCUCACCUGUGCCGCUUUGGUGGCGCGCGGAUUCCUAGAAGUAGCAGCACCAGCAGCAGUAGUUGUAGUUGUAGUAAAAGUAGCAGCAGCAGAAGCGGCAGCGGCAGCAGGAGUUGCAGAAGGAGAAGAUGAAGUACCAGAAAUAUAUAACGGUGAUGCAGAUGGCCAUGGGAGUGACAGCCUCCAACAAAGACUGCCUCCCCGCAAAGAGACAGCUGUGGGUGACCCCGGCAGAUGGAGAGUUAUCCCCCUCAGGUGCUCCUGGAUGUUUAGACGAGCCUACAGGUGCUACUGGUGGCGCUGGUGCUAUGGCUAUGCCUGCCACCUCCACUCUCUCGUUGCCUAUGAGCCAAGGUAAACCUUCCCUGCGUCGCAUCAAAGGCCGCAUUCACCGCAGCAAGAGCCUGGACAGCCUCGAUCUGCUUGACUCCAAUAGUGCGGCGAUGGAGGAAACCGUCAUAUGGGAACAGCACACAGUUACCCUUCACAGGGCCCCAGGAUUUGGGUUUGGCAUUGCCAUCUCGGGUGGGCGAGACAACCCUCAUUUCCAGAGUGGUGAAACAUCUAUUGUAAUAUCGGAUGUGCUGAAAGGAGGUCCUGCAGAGGGUCUGCUACAAGAAAAUGAUCGAGUAGUAAUGGUCAAUGCAGUCUCUAUGGACAAUGUAGAGCAUGCCUAUGCUGUUCAACAACUUCGAAAGAGUGGCAAAAAUGCAAAGAUAACUAUUCGCAGAAAAAGGAAAGUUCAAAUCCCAGCGUCACGGCACGGGGACAGGGAGACGAUGUCUGAGCACGAGGAGGAGGACAGCGACGAGGCUGAUGCUUACGAUCACCGCAGUGGACGUGGUGGACAAAGUGCCUAUCCAGGUGCAAGCGGAGGCACGGGCACUGGCAGGCGUCAUGAUCGGGAGCGUAGCAGCAGCGGGAGGCGGGAUCACAGUGCCUCACAGGAGAGGAGCAUCUCACCACGCUCCGAUCGCCGAUCACAAGCCUCUUCUGCUCCACCCAGGCCCUCCAAGGUCACUCUUGUCAAGUCCCGCAAAAACGAAGAAUAUGGACUGCGGCUGGCCAGCCAUAUCUUUGUGAAGGACAUCUCUCCAGAGAGCCUUGCAGCCAGAGAUGGAAACAUUCAGGAGGGAGAUGUUGUACUUAAGAUUAACGGCACAGUUACAGAGAACCUAUCACUGACAGAUGCCAAGAAGCUGAUUGAGAGGUCAAAGGGCAAGCUGAAGAUGGUAGUGCAGAGAGACGAGCGGGCCACGCUGCUCAAUAUUCCUGACCUUGACGACAGCAUCCCAUCAGCCAAUAACUCAGACAGAGAUGACAUUUCAGAGAUACAUUCACUGACAUCCGAUCAUUCCAAUCGAUCCCAUGGGAGAGGAAGUCAGUCCCAUUCGCCUGACAGGGUUGAAACAUCCGAGCAUCUCCGCCACUCACCGCGGCAGAUCAGCAAUGGCAGCCAUCGAAGUCGAGAUGAGGAUCGCGUAUCCAAACCGGGGUCCAUGUCCACACCAGUCAAAAACUCUGAUGAUGUCCUGUCACAGGCCAGCGACCAAGCCAGCUCCAGAGAUGACAAACAGUUACCCCCACUGCCUGAACCAAAGCCAGUUUAUGCACAGCCUGGUCAGCCUGACGUGGACCUGCCUGUCAGCCCAUCUGAUGCCCCUGUACCCAGUGCUGCACAUGAUGACAGCAUUCUCAGACCAAGUAUGAAGCUGGUCAAGUUCAAGAAGGGAGAGAGUGUCGGUCUGAGGUUAGCAGGCGGAAACGAUGUGGGAAUUUUUGUGGCAGGAGUUUUGGAAGACAGCCCCGCAGCCAAGGAGGGGCUGGAAGAGGGAGACCAGAUUCUCAGGGUGAACAACGUGGACUUUGCUAACAUCAUCCGGGAAGAGGCUGUGCUUUUUCUGCUCGAUCUUCCAAAAGGAGAUGACGUUACUAUUCUGGCUCAGAAGAAAAAGGAUGUGUAUCGAAGGAUAGUGGAAUCGGACGUGGGUGACUCCUUCUACAUUCGAACGCAUUUUGAAUAUGAAAAAGAGUCACCGUAUGGGCUGAGCUUUAACAAGGGAGAGGUUUUCCGUGUGGUAGACACACUCUAUAAUGGCAAAUUAGGCUCCUGGCUCGCUAUCCGUAUCGGCAAGAACCACCAGGAAGUGGAAAGAGGCAUAAUCCCCAACAAGAAUAGAGCCGAGCAGCUAUCCAGUGUGCAGUACACCCUUCCUAAAACGCCUGGGGGCGACAGAGCUGACUUCUGGAGGUUCAGAGGGCUGCGGAGUUCCAAGAGGAAUUUGCGGAAAAGCAGGGAGGACCUGUCGGCCCAGCCUGUUCAGACCAAGUUCCCUGCCUACGAGAGGGUGGUGCUGAGGGAAGCUGGGUUCCUGAGGCCUGUGGUUAUCUUUGGGCCGAUUGCAGACGUGGCCCGAGAGAAACUGGCCAGGGAGGUGCCCGAAGUGUUUGAGCUAGCCAAGAGUGAACCCAGGGAUGCAGGAACAGACCAGAAGAGCUCUGGCAUCAUCCGCCUGCACACCAUUAAGCAGAUCAUUGAUCGAGACAAGCAUGCAGUGCUGGAUAUAACCCCGAAUGCAGUGGACCGACUGAACUACGCUCAGUGGUAUCCAAUUGUGGUGUUUCUCAACCCGGACACCAAGCAGGGCAUCAAGAACAUGAGGACACGGCUCUGCCCCGAGUCUAGGAAGAGCGCGAGAAAGCUUUAUGAUCGAGCCCUCAAGUUAAGAAAGAACAACCACCACCUCUUCACCACAACCAUUAACUUGAACAACAUGAACGAUGGUUGGUUUGGAGCACUGAAAGAAAUCAUCCAUCAGCAGCAGAACCAGCUGGUGUGGGUUUCAGAGGGCAAGGCUGAUGGAGUUGGCGACGAUGACCUGGACAUCCAUGACGACCGCCUUUCCUACCUGUCGGCGCCAGGCAGUGAGUAUUCCAUGUACAGCACCGACAGCCGCCACACCUCCGAUUACGAGGACACGGACACAGAGGGAGGAGCCUACACCGACCAGGAGCUGGAUGAAACGCUGAACGAUGACGUGGGUCCACCCACGGAGCCUGCCAUCACGCGGUCCUCUGAGCCUGUCCGUGAGGACCCGCCUGUCAUCCAAGAGCCCCCUGGCUAUGUCAGCUACCCGCACACAGUGCAGCCGGACCCCCUGAACCGCAUCGACCCGGCUGGUUUCAAGGCACCAGCGCCGCAGCAGAAAGCAGAGGCCGCUGCUGUCCCUAGCAUCUCCCAGCAGCCUGAGCCCAAGGCUGAGACAAUGCCCCCUGCUGUCGACGUUACUGUAAAAACUGUAGGGGCUCUGAGCUCUGAGUCUCCUGCACCUCCCUACAGCCAGUCAAGCCCCAUCCCAGAGGCUGGCUCACUUAGGAGGCCCGCACCUGAGGUAGCACCUCAGAGCAUCUCGCCAGAACCUCUACAGUCUGGACUGGGCAGUUCAGAACCAAAGAUGUUUCAGAAGGAUCCGUACAGCACAGACAACAUAGGCAGAGGUGGUCACGGCAUGAAGCCUGUGACGUACAACCCUCAGCAGGGGUAUCACCCCGACGAGCAGCCAUACAGAGAUUACGAUCACCCACCCAGCCGGUAUGACGUCAGCAGCAGUGGUGUCGGCGGUGGCUACCAGGAACCAAAGUACCGUAACUAUGAGAGCUAUGAGAACAGCGUGCCUCACUACGACCAGCAACCGUGGAACCCCUACAACCAGCCGUUCUCCACUGCCAACACCCAGGCCUACGAUCCCCGUCCUCCUUAUGGUGAGGGCCCCGACUCUCAUUACACCCCUCCCCUGCGCUACGACGAGCCGCCACCUCAGCAGGGAUUUGACGGACGGCCUCGCUACGGCAAACCGACAGUUUCAGCACCUGUCCGUUACGAUGAUCUUCCGCCUCCCCCUCAGCCGUCUGAAUUGCACUAUGACCCAAAUUCUCACCUGAGCACAUACCCCUCAGCUGCCCGCUCACCAGAACCCGCUGCCCAGCGACCCGCCUAUAACCAGGGACCAGCAUUGCAGCAGAAAGGUUACAAACCUCAGCAGUACGAUCCUGCUCCCGUGAACUCUGAAUCCAGCCCCAGCCUUCAUAAAGUCGAGACGCCCUCACCUUCACCUGCUGAUGUUCCAAAAGCUGCACCUGCAAGAGAUGAGCAGCAGGAGGAGGAUCCAGCCAUGCGGCCUCAGUCAGUACUGACGAGGGUCAAAAUGUUUGAGAACAAACGCUCUGUGUCCAUGGACCGAGCCAGAGAUGCCGGGGAUUCAUUUGGGAAUAAGGCAGCCGAUUUGCCCUUGAAAGCUGGUGGAGUAAUCCCUAAAGCAAAUUCUCUGAGCAACCUGGAUCAAGAGAAGACCUUUAGCAGAGGGCCAGAGCCUCAGAAGCCUCAGUCCAAGGGAUCCGAUGACAUCGUGCGCUCCAACCAUUAUGACCCUGAUGAGGAUGAGGACUACUACAGGAAACAGUUGUCUUACUUUGACAGACUGCAGACUGGCUCCAAUAAACCACAACCACAAGCACAGUCCAGCCACAGCUUCCCCAGGAUGGACUCGGUGGAGAAACCAAGCCCACUGGAGAAAAAAUAUGAACCAGUUCCCCAAGUGACACCAGCUGUGCCACCGGCCACGCUGCCCAAGCCCUCACCUGAUGCCAAACCUCCUGCUCGAGAGGACACGGUCCAGACCAACUUUCUUCCUCACAAGAGCUUCCCUGAGAAGUCUCCAGUCAAUGGCACCAGUGAACAGCCUCCAAAGACGGUCACUAGCACCGGGGGUUUGCCCACAUCCACCUACAACCGCUUUGCGCCCAAGCCCUACACCUCCUCUGCCAAGCCUUUUUCGCGCAAGUUCGACAGUCCUAAAUUCAACCACAACCUCCUGUCCAAUGACAAGCCUGAGAGUGCUCCCAAGGGACGGAGCUCGAGUCCGGUAAAGCCUCAGGUACCCCCACAGCCCCAGAACGCAGACCAAGACAGUGGCCUGGACACUUUCACACGCACAACGGACCCCCGAUCCAAAUACCAGCAGAACAACGUAAACGCCGUGCCCAAGGCCAUCCCUGUGAGCCCCAGUGCCCUAGAGGAUGAUGAAGAUGAAGAUGAAGGUCACACUGUGGUGGCAACAGCUCGUGGCAUCUUCAACUCUAACGGUGGCGUUCUGAGCUCCAUCGAGACAGGUGUCAGCAUCAUUAUCCCACAGGGUGCCAUCCCCGACGGCGUGGAGCAAGAGAUUUACUUCAAGGUCUGUCGAGACAACAGCAUCCUGCCGCCACUCGACAAGGAGAAAGGAGAGACUCUGCUCAGCCCUCUGGUGAUGUGUGGACCUCACGGCCUAAAGUUCCUGAAGCCUGUGGAGCUACGCUUACCUCACUGUGCGUCAAUGACCCCUGAUGGUUGGUCUUUUGCUCUAAAAUCCUCCGACUCCUCGUCGGGUGAUCCAAAAAGCUGGCAGAACAAGUCUCUCACCGGAGACCCCAACUACCUGGUGGGAGCCAACUGUGUCUCUGUGCUCAUUGACCACUUUUAAAGAAGAAGCAGCAGGUAUGAUGUUACUGAAUGUGGAAGAAUGGCGGAUGAAAUGAAGACGAUGGAAACGCACGCAAACACACACAUAUACCACUACACACACACUGACAGACGCACUCCAAGCAAACCAACACACAGCAUAAUGGAGUAUGAAGAAGACCCAGACAGUGCUGGACGAAGGAGAGACACCAAUGAUCGUUACGAGCUGUUCUUUAAACUCAAUUUCAAAGUUUUGAUGUAAAAUGAUGCAUGCCCAACGUCACUGACGAUUGACACUUAUAUAGAGAGCAAUGUUUAAUGUAAUUUUUCUUUUUUCUUUUUUUACAAAAGUAUAGAUGGAUGUAUGGCUUUUGAGGCAGCAUACAUGCUUGAAAAAUCUGUGUCAAUGUAUUUAUGCUAUAUAUGCCUACAGUAUAUAUAGAAGAAUAGAGAAGAAAUUGGACUCGAAUUCGAUCGCCAGUCAACAUCUUGUUGUUUUUUCAGUUCAGGGGACUGGAUUUUUUGUUUGUUUGUUUGUUUUUUUUUCCCUUCCACAUUGAAGGAAUCUUACUGAAGGUUUGAUACAGUUGGUUUAAAGAGGUGGCAAGACAUGAGCUGGACAUGAACCCAAGCAGCAGCAACAGCACACUUUUAGAGACGUUCUUCCUACACUUCUCACUUUGUUCUUCCUUUUCUUACCUUUUGUAGCUUCCUCUCUUACUGAGCACCACCUCUCUCCUUCCAGCCUGAGGGAGAUCUAUGCAUGUUCUUUACUCAGGUCCAGUAGCCUCCUCGGUUCCUUCCUCACAUCUACUUAAUAUCUUUCCUUUCUCUGUGCACUCUUUGCACUCACACAAAUAAGCAGUGAUGCCUUAUCUGCAGAUUAUUCACUUUUCAUUAAGAAAAAAAAGUAAGUUAUGAUAAAUUAUGGUAUAAUGUCAUUUGUUUUGCCAUUUUUUGUGAACCCUCUGUAUAAAUAAACUUGGGUUUAGCACACGCAGAAACAGUCGAUAAAAGAUAAAGGUAUGCUCUUCUUUUAUCUGCUAUGCAUUGCUUAAAAACAAAAAACCAUCAGAGAAGAAGUGGCUGUAAAUAAAGCUAGCAUAUUGCCUUGUUUCUUUUUUGUUGUAAAUGAACUUUUUGUAUGUCUUUCUUUUUUGUAUAAAACUUAGAGAAAACAUGUUUUAAAAAAGCAGAAGGAAGUGAAAGUGGUUAUCUUUGUAUUAUGGGCAUACCUUCAAGCCUUUGAAUUGUAACCUAACAAUAAUACAUCACACCUUUUCUACCGAUAUGUUGCCGCCGCUAUUUUACGGUCUCAAAAAGGUCGUCUUUUUUUUUUUUAUUUCUAUUUUUAUUACUUUGUCCACGUAGGGUUAAGGAAAGUAUUUGCGGCUCAGAUGCAUUUAAAACAUCUUCAUUUGGAAGGGUGUGCUCUCAAAGUGUCCCUCUCACUGAUUUCUGAUACUGGAUGCUAUAUUGUGUGCCCUUAAAUGUAUUUUUGUACUAAUAGACAAUAUAUUACGUAUGGCACACCAGUACUGUUUUACUUUUAGAUAUAACACGGCUUUAUUGGAUAUUAGCUCUUCACUUGUGGCUGACUUUUUUUUCUCCUCUGCAACACAAUUUUAAGUAUACCACUGUAUUAAUAAAUAAAAUCAUUUUUAAAUUAAA
Molecule: messenger RNA, 7473 nt
Organism: Oreochromis aureus
Lineage: Eukaryota; Metazoa; Chordata; Actinopteri; Cichliformes; Cichlidae
Gene: tjp1a
Product: tight junction protein 1a
Exons: 30
Coding region: 434-5824 (1796 amino acids)
Biological process (GO): protein localization to cell-cell junction; cell-cell adhesion; establishment of endothelial intestinal barrier
Cellular component (GO): plasma membrane; bicellular tight junction
Molecular function (GO): cell adhesion molecule binding
Source: RefSeq, a predicted model, not a curated record